AUGAGUUCAAUCAGUGAUCAUAAUCCAAUUCAUGCCAUGAAAGUGCCCAUAAUUGACCUCUCCCACCUAAGCCGCCAAGAUUUUUAUGAAAAAUCUUUGGUCAUCAAGGAGAUUCAUGAAGCUUGUCAAAACUCCGGCGUUUUUCAUGUUAUUAAUCAUGGAAUACCCAAGUCAGUCAUCGAUGAAGCCUUAGAAGUGAACCAAAAGUUCUUUGACUUGCCCGGUAUUAUGAAGGAGGAGAUUUUGGAGCUUGGUUCUAGGGACCCUUUCAGCCCAGUAAAGUUAGCUAGGUUUCAACACAGUGCCCUUGGCAGUGACCUACUCCAGAGAGAUGUGCUGAGGCUUCAAGCCUAUCCUUUUGAGGAUUUUGUUGAUUUAUGGCCUAAGCAUCCGGCUGAUUACAGGGAAAAGAUGGGGAGGUACACAGCUGAAAUAAAGAAACUGGCCAUUCAAGUUUUUGUAGCCAUCAUGGAAAGCCUAAACUUGGAUGCAACAUACCUCAAAGAAAAUUUCGAGAAAGGGAUGCAACUUGUUGCUACAAACAGCUAUCCAUCAAAGUCAAUAUCGGACAUAAAAAUAGGUACGCCCCCACAUACCGAUUUCGGCAUCAUCACCAUUCUGGUGCAAACUGCUCCAGGUCUUCAAGUCAUGGACAGCCUCGAUGGAACAUGGAAAGAUGCUCCCAAACUUGAAGGUUCCCUUCAAGUCUUUGUUGGAGAUCUUCUGCAGGUGUUAAGCAAUGGAAUGUACAAGAGUGUAAUGCAUCAGGUCAUUGUACCCAGCACCAACAAAACUAGGAUGUCUAUUGCCAGUUUCCAUAGUUUUGAAUUUGAUGAGAGAGUUGAGCCUGCUAAAAAAUUGGUUGACGAAGAAGGGGUGAAAAGCAUGGGUUCAUCUACUGAUUAUAAUAUGCUAGUGCCCAUAAUCGACCUCUCCCUACUGCAAAAAGAUCAUCAAACUAGGUCACUUGUCAUCAAUCAAAUCCGUGAAUCUUGCAGAACUGCUGGUAUCUUCGCUGUUAUAAAUCAUGGCAUACCUGAGACCAUUGCAGAAGAAGCUUUGACCGUGAACAAAAACUUCUUUAACUUGCCCCUGAAGAUCAAGGAGGAAUUCUUUUCUCCUGACAUGUAUAAACCGGUUAAAUAUGGUACAAAUCAAGGCGGAGCUCACGGCAUCUUGUGGGAAUAUUUGAAGCUGUAUUCCCAUCCUUUUGAAAAAUUGGUGGAUCUAUGGCCUAAAAGUCCACCUGAUUACAGGGAAAUAAUGGGAAACUGCACAAUGGAGAUGAGGAAAUUAUCAAUUCAGAUAUGUGGAGCUAUGAUGGAAAGCUUGGAUUUGGAGGCAACAUAUUUGAAAGCAGAAAUUGAAAAAGGCGUGCAAAUGGUUGCGAUAAAUAGCUAUUCACCAAUUUCUGGAUCAAACAUGAAGAUAAUAGGUGCAUCCCAACAUUCAGAUUUUAGCGUCAUCACUCUUCUUCUGCAGAGUUCUUUAGGUCUUCAAGUCAUGGACAAAAAUGAUAAGAAGUGGAAAUCUGUUCCUGUGAUUAAAGGGGCUUUACUAGUCCUUGUUGGAGAUCUUUGGGAGGUAUUGAGCAAUGGUGAAUACAAAGCCGUCUUGCAUCGAGCAAUCCGAACUUCUGGGAAUGAAACUAGACUUUCUAUAGCCAGUUUCCAGAGUUUGGAAAUGGAUGAGAUCCUUGAGCCUGCUAUGAAACUUGUGAACGAAGACCAUCCUGAACAAUAUAGGGGCUGCUGCUUAAGAGAUUAUCUCAAGCAUCGUGCUUCUGGAGAAUCAAAGCCCUUCGUUGAAACAGUUAAGAUCAUCAAUUCUGCAACAAUACAAUGA
This is a messenger RNA of Coffea eugenioides, 1845 nucleotides long. RefSeq lists its product as uncharacterized. The record is from RefSeq and is a predicted model, not a curated record. The transcript has 6 exons. Lineage: Eukaryota; Viridiplantae; Streptophyta; Magnoliopsida; Gentianales; Rubiaceae. The coding region runs from base 1 to 1845 and encodes 614 amino acids.